GGAAAUACAAUUUGGCCAAGAUGGGCCGCGUCAACCCGAUGGAAAGUGCCGCCGCUGCCGCCGGCGAAAGCGAGGCCAAGCGGACUCAAAUCAUGCGUGCGAUUCUUCAGAAGGCGUUAGAUGCAUCGGUCCACAAAGCAAGUCUCAUCGACAUGUCGUCCCCUGAGCUCGAGUCCAACGGACUCCAGGUGAUACUUGGAAUUCGACAGCGGAUCGAGGCUCAAUUCGACGUACUUUGUACAAAGCACGACUUGAACGCCAAGUUCCUCGAACUUGAAAGACUAUUGGAAUGGCAUGAAAAGUCUCAACUCGGUCAAGUAGUUGGACUCACUGCACCGUUGGAGAUUUCGGCUCCGUUGACGACACCCCAACAACUCUUGCACAAGGAACGUAUGCGGCUGAUGCUGCAAGAAAAGGCGCGGUUGCAGCAGCAAUUGCAACAAGUAUGUAAACUCAGCGUAAGACAUGUGUAAAAUAGUUCUUAUUUGUGGUGCAUAGGUACACGAUACCAAUGCGAUACUCGAAGCGUCGGUGCAUGACAUCCACGCGAAAAGCACGACCAUGCUCGCAGACAUCGAGGAGCGCUUGAAUGCCUUAAGCUCAAUAUGAAUAGCAUGCACGUCCAUCCUUUCUCAUUAAUGUAGUGAUGUUGAAUAUGUGGGUGUCGUACGUACCAUCAUCACAUGGCGAGCCCACGAAGUCUGUCGCGUGCGAUUGCAUGCGCAGGAUCAAGGGGCGCGGAACGGCAUGCCGCGGUGCACACACAUAUCACUCAAUUGACUCUCCCCCGCAAAGCAUACCCCCAUCAUGAUCAUGAUCGAGCUUGG
This is a messenger RNA of Aphanomyces astaci, 827 nucleotides long. RefSeq lists its product as hypothetical. Lineage: Eukaryota; Oomycota; Saprolegniomycetes; Saprolegniales; Verrucalvaceae. The record is from RefSeq and is a predicted model, not a curated record. Bases 21 to 473 code for a protein of 150 amino acids. The transcript is spliced from 3 exons. Gene Ontology annotation, cellular component: MIS12/MIND type complex.